Molecule: messenger RNA, 1890 nt
Organism: Saprolegnia parasitica CBS 223.65
Lineage: Eukaryota; Oomycota; Saprolegniomycetes; Saprolegniales; Saprolegniaceae
Product: plk/plk-unclassified protein kinase
Exons: 8
Coding region: 38-1840 (600 amino acids)
Biological process (GO): regulation of cytokinesis; protein phosphorylation; mitotic cell cycle
Cellular component (GO): centrosome; cytoplasm; spindle pole
Molecular function (GO): ATP binding; protein kinase activity; protein binding
Source: RefSeq, a predicted model, not a curated record
GUCCCGGGUCCCAAUUUCGCCCAGACCGAGAUCGCCGAUGGCAGACGCAACGACGACCGUGGUCGAGCACUACAACGACGCGCAUGGCGCCGACGCGACGCGGACGUACACGCGCGGCCGCUUCCUCGGCAAGGGCGGCUUUGCGCGCUGCUACGAGAUGACCGCGCCGGACGGGGCAACGUACGCGGCCAAGGUCGUCGCCAAAGAGACGCUGCUCAAGCCCAAGGCCAAGAUCAAGUUUGCGAGCGAGAUCAAGAUCCACAAGGCGCUGCAUCACCCGCGCGUCGUGCAGAUGCACCACUUUUUUGAAGACGACGCCAACUGCUACCUCCUCCUCGAGCUGUGCCCCAACCACAGCCUCUCGGACUUGGUCAAGCGGCGAAAGCGCCUCGCCGAGCACGAAGUUCGCUUCUACAUCAAGCAGCUCCUCGAGGGUAUACAGUACCUCCACUCGCAGUGCGUCAUCCAUCGGGAUCUGAAGCUCGGCAACCUCUUUUUGACGAGCGACAUGCAGAUCAAGAUUGGCGACUUUGGCCUUGCGUCGCACCUCGACUCGAAGGCCGAGAAGCGCAAGACGAUGUGCGGCACGCCCAACUACAUUGCGCCCGAGAUCCUCAAUGGCGCCCGCAACGACGGCCAUAGCUUUGAAGUUGACAUCUGGUCCACGGGUGUCAUCAUGUACACCCUUCUAGUCGGGAAGCCGCCGUUCGAGACGGCCGACGUCAAGAACACGUACCGGCUCAUUCGCGCCAACACGUACACCUUCCCAGACGGAGUCGCGAUCUCGUCGGCGGCGCGCGGGCUUAUCACCGACAUCCUCCGCCACGACCCGACGCAGCGCCCGUCGAUCGCCAACAUCCUCAAGCACCCGUUCCUGCGUGACGAUAGCGUGCCUCUGCACCUGCCCGAGUCGUCGCUCUUCAUGACACCGCCCCGUCCGGUCGCUACCAAGUCGACCGCGCCCAAGACGCCGGUGCCAUCGCCGUCACCCCACCAUGACAAGCCACCGCUGCGGACGCCGCUGCGCACGUUGCACCAGGCCAACCAAGCCCCGCCGGCUGCCCCCGACGUUCUCGAGGCGACAUGCGAAACACUGGCGUAUCUUAUCGCGCUGGAUGAAGAGCGAAGGGGCAAGCACAACUCGGAGAACGCGAUCCUGAGCACGACCAAGCAGCAGAUCCUCCAGGCUCGCCUCGCCGUGCUGCCGCCGCCACGCGCAGCUCCCCUCUGGGUCCUCCAAUACGUCGACUAUACGGCCAAGUACGGUCUUGGCUACGUGCUCUCGAACGGGUCGGCCGGUGUCUACUUUAACGACUCGACCAAAAUCAUCGCGAGCCCUGACGGCAGCACGUUCGACUAUGUCGACCGCCUUGAAGCGCCGGCCGUCGACUCGCCCCGAAAGACGUUUAGCGCGAAACAGUUUGAUGCGUCACUCGCCAAGAAGGUGACCCUCAUGGGCCACUUCAAAGAGUACAUGAAGGAAGAAGAGCCGACGUGCACGUCUCGAACGCUCCUGCUCGAGCACCUGAAGAAGCUACCGCCGCCGUUCUGCGGAGCUUCGAGCGCCCACGUGUACAUUCGCAAGUGGGUCAAGACGCGCCACGCGAUCCUCUUCCGGCUCACCAACGACACGAUCCAAGUCGAUUUUUACGACGCGACGCGGCUCGUUCUCGCGCAGGACGGGCUCGCCAUCACGUAUGUAGACAAGGACGGCACGAUGCACGUGCUCUCAACCUACGACGCCGUGCAGCAUCCGGCCAAGACGCCGGACCUCGUCAAGCGCCUCAAGUAUGUCAAGGACAUGCUCGUGCAAAUGGUCAAAGCCAAGGCGGCGCCGUAAGUAUGAGCUCUGUAGCCACCCCAUAUAUUAUAUACAGUGCUAUUUUGCGA